UAUACGGAAUAAAUAAUAAUUGAUAAUAUUAUUCAUCAUUCAUUUUUCAAUUAUAUUUAUUACCAUUUACUUGGUUUAAUGCAAAAUGUUAAGUGUGAAUGAGGAUUGAGGGAUGUUUUUUUACUUUUUUAUAAACAUAGUAUGUAAGUACUCGGUUGCGUAGUAAUUGAAUUUAAGUAUAAAGUACAAGUCAUUAAGCUAUAUCCAUAGUUAUAAUACACAAACGCCAAAAUUGAAAUAACGUUUUAUAAAAUUUUAAAUUGACGAAAUUAGAUAAAUUAUCUAUAGUGCACUGUUUUGAACAUUAUAUAUACUUAAAGCUAUUAGUAGUUAAAAUGAGUUUUGAUACAACAUGGGAUGUCGAUAAGCAUAAGUCCGAAUUUGAAUAUGAAGAACAUUGGCAAUUUCGACGUCAGUUUUUAGUUGAACAUAAAGACAAAUUUCCAGAAAAUAGAUUGGUGUGUUUGGCUCAAGUCUUUUUUAAUGUUGAGUUUUUAGGAUGCAAGUACCCAGAAAAAACAAUGGCCCUUAUAGAACAACUUUCUGAAGGUUUAGCCGAUGAUCUAAGGGAAAAGCGAAAGGGUAAAUUACAAAGGACCUUUGUUGCUGCUUCAGAUGCAGCUGAAGCUAGGGCUAAAGGAAAUCGCCAAGUUUCUAUGUCAGUCACUAAUAAAAAAUCUUUCAAAAAUUUAACAAUUACACCCUAUCAUCCAGACUACAUACUACCACAUUUUAUACUACUUGAUGCUAACUGUUCAAAUUCAUUUGAAGUAAUAUUUCGAUCUUGUGACUUUUGUCAAAUACCCAAGCCAGAUAUUAAAUAUAGUACAGAAAACCCUACAAAUAUCCAAGCAACCCUUUAUAUGCAGCAAAAAGUAAUAGCUUCCGCUUUUGGUGAAUCGGAGAAAACGGCUCGAAAAAAUGUGUGCAACUCCGCUUUAGAAAAAUUAAAAAAUACUUGUUUUACCAUUAAAAAAAAAGUGGAAGAUUCUGAACAUCAAGUUAGUAAGGCUGCUUUUCUUAAUGAUGUGUCAAAAGUAGUCACUACAAAUAAUACUAAUGAUGAUAAUGUAGAAAAAAAAUUAUCUGAUGAUAAUGUCGGGAAUAAAUUACUUAAAAUGAUGGGUUGGAAGGGUGGUGGACUAGGAAAAGAAGGUCAAGGUCGUCAAGAACCAGUAGACAUUGUUCAACUACCAAAAAAUUUGGGACUUGGUCAUAAAACCAAUGUUGCUGAAAGUGCAAAACAAAAAAUAAUGUUUGCUUUGAAAAGAGAAAUCAAGAAACACUUGUUAGAAUUCAAAAAAAGUUCUAAAAAGAGAAUUGUUUUUUCAACUGAAUUCACCAUUGAAGAACGGAAAGCUGUACAUAUGCUCAGUCAAAAUAUGGGUUUGAAAACAAGAAGUUAUGGCAAAGGAGAACAAAGACAUAUAGAAAUUUUUAAAAAACAAACUGCUCAAGAAAUCUUUUUUGAAUUAUUAGAUUGUGACUAUGAAAAUGAUUAUUACAUAUUGAUUCCUCCAAUUAAUUAAGCAAAAUCAUCAUAAGUAAAAUAAUGUAUUGUAUUUACAUUAACGGUAUUAAUUGUCAACAAAAAUUGUUUAAUGUAUAAUAAAAUACUAUUUACAAACUUUGUCAGUUAAAAUGUUUUAUCACAGAAAUGUAAGUCAUAUCUUGUGCAUAGAUAAAUGUUUAAAUGGUUAGUAAAACAAAUGUUUAGAAGUAAUUUGUAUUUAAUUUUUCAUCAGUUAAAAAAUCAUAGCUAUUAUUUUUAAGUAAUAUAAAUUAAUUGUAUUAAUAUUAAG
Adelges cooleyi (spruce gall adelgid) is the source of this 1802-nucleotide messenger RNA. Its product is annotated as NF-kappa-B-repressing factor. Gene Ontology annotation, molecular function: nucleic acid binding. NCBI's taxonomy places the organism in Eukaryota, Metazoa, Arthropoda, Insecta, Hemiptera, Adelgidae. The record is from RefSeq and is a predicted model, not a curated record. Bases 336 to 1529 code for a protein of 397 amino acids. The transcript is spliced from 8 exons.